AUGAUGGAAGGCUUAGUCGAUGAAGUGGGGAUGCCUGGAAGUUCUAGCCCGCAGUACGCCCAAAUCCAGUGGCGUUUAGAGGUUCCGCUUGGUUGCCGUCGAAUCCCAGAGUCGACUGGUAUGCCACACUACACGAUUGCAUUGACGACUAUGGAUCCCAUUAGUGGAACAGUACAAACAACGUGGAUGGUGUGUUCGUACGAGAAGUUAGUGGCUGUGACGCGUAGCGUUGAGAAUGCUCUCGCUGCGCUUGAUUCACCCCAGUAUCGCCGUUUGAAAAGGCUGGUAAAAUGA
This is a messenger RNA of Trypanosoma grayi, 294 nucleotides long. RefSeq lists its product as hypothetical. The transcript has a single exon. Lineage: Eukaryota; Euglenozoa; Kinetoplastea; Trypanosomatida; Trypanosomatidae. The coding region runs from base 1 to 294 and encodes 97 amino acids. The record is from RefSeq and is a predicted model, not a curated record.